Cicer arietinum (chickpea) is the source of this 2357-nucleotide messenger RNA. RefSeq names its product polygalacturonase non-catalytic subunit AroGP2-like. The record is from RefSeq and is a predicted model, not a curated record. NCBI's taxonomy places the organism in Eukaryota, Viridiplantae, Streptophyta, Magnoliopsida, Fabales, Fabaceae.
CUGCACAGUGAUACAAACUAAUCAGAAACACAAACAUCUGAGUGAUCCAUUAUACUGCACUGUGCCGAUACUAAACUUAAUCGUAACUAGAUAUGUAAUAUAGUUCGAUUGGAAGACAAGAAAACUAGUAUCUUUAUACCAAAAAAAAAAAAAACUAGUAUAAAUUACUGCAUACAUUCAUCAACAACUAAAUCAGCAACACUCUCAAAAUGCAGAAACAACUCAGUCACAACAUACUUCGCACCCUCUUCAUCUUCACCAUCAUCCUUCUCUCCACACUCACCUUUUGUUUAGCAAUUGAUAAUGCAAAAGAGAAAAACCAAAACCCGUUCACUCCAAAGGCCUUCGCAAUUCGCUAUUGGGACAGAGUAAUAAAAAACAACUUGCCAAAACCAUCCUUCAUUUUUUCAAAGGCUUCGCCGCUUAGCGCCGUCGACGCAGCGGCUUUCGCAAAACACGCUGCCGCCAACACGCUAUCCACAAAGUUGCCGGAAUUUUGCUCCGCCGCACACCUCCUCUGUUUCCAAGACAUAAAUCCAAGCCUCGAGAAAUUCCCUAAGGACACUGAUUUCGCAGUUUACAACAAAGCCGAGAAUUUCACUAACUACGGAACGAGUCAACCCGGUGGACUCAGCUCGUUCAAAAACUACUCCAUCGGUUUAUUAAGCGCCGAGCUCAAUGAAUUCCGAACAUACAGCCGCGACUCCGCUAGCCACAAUGAAAGCUUCACUACCUACGCGGAGAACACUAACGCGGCGGAAGAGAAAUUCAACACCUACGGAACCUUCGCUGCCGCCGGAUCAGGCGAUUUCAAAGUAUACGCUAAAGAUUCAAACGUUCCUAACCUAGAUUUCAACACCUACUCCGUUUCCACCGCCGGAAGAGAACAAACGUUCACAAGCUACAGCGAAGCCGGAAACGCCGGUAACCAGAGUUUCACAAAUUACGGCAAAGAUUCCACCCGCGCCGCUAACCGUUUCACGGCGUACGGAACAAGCGCUAACGUCUUCAAUUCCGAUUUCUCUUCCUAUACAGAAAAAGGUACGAGCGCUAACGAUACUUUCACGAACUACGGUUUUAAUCUGAACAAUCCAGUUAAUAAUUUCAAGGAUUACGGUAAGGGAAGUUCCAGUGCGAAUGAGAAGUUCACAGAAUACAGAGACGAAGCUAAUGCUGGUAGUGAUUCGUUCAAUUCGUACGGUGAAAGUUCACGUGCUGGAAUCCACGUUGAUUUCAAUAACUACGGUCGUAAACCUGGUUUUCCAAAAUUAGGAAGUGACACUUUUAAAGGCUAUGGUAAAGAAGCUGAUUUAGAUCAUAAGAUGAGUUUCAAAAGUUACGGUGUUGGUAACCCCCUCAAGGAUUACUCCAAAAAUGGUAUUUCAUUUUCUAGUUAUACUAAAUCUUCUUCAACUAACUCUGUUACCGUUAAUGGUAGUUUGGUAAAAAAUUGGGUUCAGCCUGGUAAUUUUUUCCGCGAAGGGAUGUUGAAGGAAGGGACGGUUAUGCCAAUGCCGGAUAUAGUGGAUAAAUUACCAAAAAGGUCUUUUUUGCCCCGAUCUAUUUUGACUAAAUUGCCAUUUGCAUCCUCCAAGUUAAAUGAGAUGAAGCAUGUUUUUAGGGUGGCUGAGAAAUCCUCUAUAGAAAAGAUGAUAGUGGAUGCGUUGAGUGAGUGCGAGAGGUCUCCUAGCCAAGGUGAGACUAAGCGUUGUGUGGGUUCGAUUGAGGACAUGAUUGACUUUGCAACUUUUGUUUUGGGCCGUAAUUUGACAGUUCGGUCCAUUGAAAAUGUAAAUGGAUCAGGUAAAAAUGUUAUGGUUGGUCGGGUUAAAGGGAUAAACGGUGGAAAAGUGACACAAUCGGUGUCGUGUCAUCAGAGUUUGUUCCCUUAUUUAUUAUAUUAUUGUCAUUCGGUUCCAGAUGUUCGAGUUUAUGAAGCGGAUCUUUUAGAGCCUAAGUCAAAGGUUAAGAUUAAUCAUGGUGUUGUUAUAUGUCAUUUGGAUACUAGUGCUUGGAGCUCCACUCAUGAUGCAUUUGUGGCUCUAGGUUUUGGUCCGGGUCAGAUUGAAGUUUGUCACUGGAUCUUUGAAAAUGACAUGACUUGGACUACCGUUGAUUGAGGUCGCAGUUACGCCACAUGUCAAUAUGUUUUUUAAAUCCUUGUUAAGUAUGAUAUUAGUGUUGAACUUGUCUUAUGCUUAUGUAAAAGUGUAUCAUUUCAAUUUCAUGUAAAAUAUGAACUUUUUGCUUCUGUAAAAGUAUAUUAUAUGGCUUUAUAAUGAAUGAGAGCUUAAUAAUAUCUAUUUGCUCAUGUAAAAGUAUAUUAUAUGGCUUCAUAAUGAAUGAGAGCUUAAUAA